AUGCCCAUUUUAUAUGGUAAAACUCUACCCAAAAAGACAAAACUGCAGCUUGAGGUCUUACACAGCAGCUCUGCUACUUUGUUAUCUAAACAAUUUUAUUUCUCCAUACAAACUUCAGAGGAGAGAUGCUUGACUAGUGAAGAAAUCUUUUCUUUGCAUGGGAUACCGAACAACAGUCGCAUAUCAAAUUCCAGCUUCUCUACAAUAUGUCCUGCAGUUUUGCAACAGCUAAUUUUUCACCCGUGUGAUCAUCAGGAGAGCUUUGUGGACACGUCUAAACCACAUUCUUUGCAAGUUUGGGGAUUUGGGUUCCUGGCUGUGUCUAUCAUUAACUUGGCAUCACUUCUGGGACUGAUUUUAACUCCUCUUUUAAAGAAGUCGUAUUUCCCCAAGGUUUUAACUUACUUUGUGGGCUUGGCCAUUGGUACUCUCUUUUCUAAUGCAAUUUUCCAGCUCAUUCCAGAGGCAUUUGGGUUUGACCCAAAAGUAGAUAACUACGUUGAGAAAGCUGUUGCUGUGUUUGGUGGAUUCUAUAUUCUCUUCUUUGUGGAAAGGAUUCUUAAAGUAAUACUAAAGCUCUACAACAAGACUGGCCAUAAUUACUUUGAAAAUGGAGAAGAGAAUCAUUCUCAGGAUAAGACUAACUCACCCAAACCACCAUCAUCCAGCAAUGGGGGAAAGUGUUAUGCAAAUUCAGCUGUCAUAGAGAGCAAUGGAAACCUUGGUUUUGACAGCAUCAGUGUGGUCUCAGCACAGGAAGAAGCCACCCAAAGCAGCUUAUGCAAGUGUCUUAAGGGGCGCCCACUGUCGAAGAUUGGCACCAUUGCUUGGAUGGUGACACUGAGUGAUGCUGUACAUAAUUUCAUAGAUGGCUUGGCUAUUGGAGCUUCUUUUACUUUGUCUCUGCUGCAAGGGCUUAGUACCUCCAUAGCUAUCUUGUGUGAAGAGUUUCCUCAUGAAUUGGGUGAUUUUGUCAUCUUGCUUAAUGCAGGAAUGAGUACUCGGCAGGCUCUGUUUUUCAAUUUCCUAUCUGCAUGUUCUUGUUACAUUGGGUUGGCCUUUGGAAUAUUAGUAGGCAACAACUUUGCUCCUAACAUCAUCUUUGCUAUAGCCGGUGGAAUGUUCCUGUACAUCUCUCUGGCAGAUAUGUUCCCAGAGAUGAAUGAUAUGCUGCGGGAGAAAGUGACAGGAAGAAAGACGGAUCUUACAUUCUUCCUUAUUCAGAAUGCUGGUUUACUAACGGGGUUCACUGCUAUCCUGCUGAUUACCUUGUAUGCAGGAAAUAUCGAGCUGUGAAAACAGAAUCAGGAUUGGAGACAUCAAGUAAAUUGCAAAUGGAAGACACUUGAAAUCCAUACAGGGACAUUCAUGUAAUCUACUCGGUUUUUAAACGGUGGCAAGGCCCGUCCUGUCCCUCUUGUCCCAAAUACAGGAAAUUCUUCUUUAGGACUUGCAGUUGAAUCAAAUAGUAGGAGCUGUCAGCUUCUGUAUGAUGCCAAAAAAAUUAUGCUAAUAUUUGUAUUUCUACUUAAAAUUAUCAGACAUAUCUGAACUGUCAUAGCGGAAGGGUGUUACUUGGCCAGUAGAAUUAUGCAAUACAUGCAACUACAUGCAACUCCAGACCAACUGAAAGCUGAGGUCUACAAGGAAGAUGGGUAUUUAAAAGUAAAUAAUAUAGUUUCAUAUAAUUUUUAAACCGUGAUGAAGGCAAGCAGUUUCAAAACUGGUUAAUUUUUGUGACUUUUGUUGCAGGAUUUGUCUGUGUAACAUCGUCAUUCCCAACCAAAAAAAGAAAAAAAUAAAUCAAACCAUUUCAGAGUAGGUACUAAUGAAGCUAAGAUUUUUAAUUACUAAUUAACACUGGAAGGAAAGAUACCAGUUCCUGCUUUUGAUCUUUUCUUUUUAUAAAUGCACUAGGGAAUUGUUGAUUUAUUUUGAGAACCACUUUUUUUAAUUAGAGGGAACCUGCGUUAAAUUUAUGACUGUUUAUCAACUCCAUAAUAUUUUAGAAACAUUGAGUAUUUUUUAAAUGUUCAAGUAUUAUCAGUUUAUUCUAUGAAAAUAAUAAAGUUUUAUACUUAAGUUUCACAUAUAUCCCCUUUAAAAAUCAGUUUUUUAGUCUUA
This is a messenger RNA of Cyanistes caeruleus (blue tit), 2124 nucleotides long. NCBI's taxonomy places the organism in Eukaryota, Metazoa, Chordata, Aves, Passeriformes, Paridae. The record is from RefSeq and is a predicted model, not a curated record.